Molecule: messenger RNA, 111 nt
Organism: Brugia malayi
Lineage: Eukaryota; Metazoa; Nematoda; Chromadorea; Rhabditida; Onchocercidae
Exons: 2
Coding region: 1-111 (36 amino acids)
Source: RefSeq, a predicted model, not a curated record
AUGACGGAAAUAAAUCCUACAGGUUCAACUGUCGAAAGUAGCUCAUACAGUGUCAAAAAACAACUUACGGAAGCGACAAAUCGGAAGUAUAUGGAAGCAACAAAUCACUAA